This is a messenger RNA of Homalodisca vitripennis (glassy-winged sharpshooter), 1041 nucleotides long. Its product is annotated as transmembrane protein 126A. NCBI's taxonomy places the organism in Eukaryota, Metazoa, Arthropoda, Insecta, Hemiptera, Cicadellidae. Bases 304 to 981 code for a protein of 225 amino acids. The record is from RefSeq and is a predicted model, not a curated record. The transcript has 5 exons. Gene Ontology annotation, cellular component: mitochondrion. Gene Ontology annotation, biological process: mitochondrial respiratory chain complex I assembly.
CCUGCAUGUCUCCUGUUCUCUCCGCCAUUCAGCAAGCCAGGCAUUGGCUUUCGGUUUCGUAUCUUUGAAAAUUCAGAAAUAGGAAUUAAGAUUGUAAUUCUGAAAGAAGGAAUGAGGAAAUGUUGAGAAAAGAGGUUAUCAAGAGGCAAAUUUAGGUGUAGGUUACCAAACAACAUUUCAGGUAACAAUUGAAAUAGAAAAUCGAUCAACAAUAUUGAAGUAAAACUUGGAGCCAAAUGCUGAGCGAGUUAUGAAAUCUUUGUUACUUCAUAAACAGCAACCUGUUCAGUAAUACUCAGCAACAUGUCGAAUGUGUAUAUAAGUAAAGCCUUAAGGAAAGACAUCCCUAGUGAUGCCAUUCUCUUGACAAGAGAUGAAGCUCUAAAAAUGCACUGGAAUACAAUGAAGGAGUGGAAACCUCGGACUGAUACGUGGCCAUUUCAUUAUGGAAUUGCGGCUUUGGCAGGGUUAAACGCAGUCACAACAAUAAACUUUGUCCAUUAUUAUAGAAGGAAAUUAAAUCUAGGAAAUUAUGGAAGAGUGACAAUGUUAUUGCCCACAGCCAUCUUACCAAGUAUAGCGUCUACGAUGAGUCAUUAUACAUUUGUAACAAACUCCAUAUUUCUGGGAGAAGACUGCCCGUUGUGUACUCAGACCAGGGCUGCGAUGGUGCAAAUUGCUGCUGGUGUUAUUUAUCCUAUAGUUGUCACUCCUGUUGCAGGUUUUUACUAUGCUAUAUCAUAUGCUACCUACAACGUACCUCCACUGAGACGAGAAUACCUGCCUGAAAUAUUUAAACUAUGGCUAAGCAUGACUCGGAAACUGAAGAUGAGACUUCCGAUAGCUAUUGCUGUGAAUGGAUUUGCAGCGUCUAUCUUAACCUAUUUUGAAGCAAAAUCAUUUUACAGUAUACAAAGUACCAUCUAUCAAAAAGAAGAAGAAUUUGAAAGAUUAAUGGAUGAAGGUUUUACUCAGCGUUAAGUAACAUAUAGUCACUGAGAAGUAUCUUGUAUAGAAUUAAUAAAUAGUAUUUGUUUUCAA